Messenger RNA from Diuraphis noxia (Russian wheat aphid), 1666 nucleotides. RefSeq names its product solute carrier family 22 member 21-like. Gene Ontology annotation, biological process: transmembrane transport. Gene Ontology annotation, molecular function: transmembrane transporter activity. NCBI's taxonomy places the organism in Eukaryota, Metazoa, Arthropoda, Insecta, Hemiptera, Aphididae. Gene Ontology annotation, cellular component: membrane. The record is from RefSeq and is a predicted model, not a curated record.
AUGGAUUUAGAUGAGAUCCUAGGCAACUUUGGUUUGGGCUCAUACCAAGUGACUGUAUGUACUUUAAUGGGGCUCGUGCUYAUGUAUUCAAAUAUAUCGCCACUUAGUUACGCCAUUACAGCAAGUGAUCUUAAAUACAGGUGCGAAAUUCCUAUAUGCGACGCCGACAACCCAUCGUAYAAUCCGGACUGGUUAAACCUGGCGAUACCUUUCAACGAAAAGUCUAAUGAGCAUUACAAAUGUCUCAUGUACCACCAUGUAUCACGGACUGUUAACAUGACAAAUAUAUCUGCUAAUAGCACGUCAUGUAAGCGAGAAUCAUUCAACGUCAAUUCUAAAAAGAAGUGCAACAAAUGGGUUUUUGGUGAAACGGAAAGGACAAUAGUGAACGAUUUUGGUAUAAUGUGUGAAGAAAACAAAUGGAAACUCAACAUGGUGGGAACUGUCAAUAGCAUUGGUCAGGUCAUUGGCAUUCCUUUAGCGGGAUAUAUUUCAGACAGGUCUGGACGCAAGUAUGUCUCAAUUAUAGGCUCAGUUGCAUCGGCCACACUYGGUACAUUAAAAUCCUUCUCUGCCAAUUACUAUUCAUUCCUAUUUUUCGAACUUUUUGAAUCUAUGGCAUCCAGUGGAGUGUACGCAGCCACCUUUGUAUUAGGUAUAGAACUAGUUAGUUUAAAAUCAAGAGCUGCUGUCAGUACUUUGAUGGGCUGUUUUUAUCCCAUGGGAGCAGUUAUAAUGGGUUUCAUAGCUUACAUGAUUCUUGAUUGGCGAAUAAUGCUUAGAAUAGUCAACUUACCCGGAUUAUUUAUAUUAGGAUAUAUUUGGUAUGUGCCAGAGUCCUUGAGAUUUCUUCAAACCAAAAACCGAAUUGAAGAAAUGGCCAUGGUUCUAACCAAAAUUGCUGAAUCUAAUGGCAAGACAUUACCAUCUUGCGUUCAAGAAGCACUAGUUGCCAACAAUUUAAGCAAUGCAACGAACUCGCUCAAAAAAGAAGAAAUUUCUAUUUGUAAAUUAUUGAAAAAAAUAUUUAAUUCAAAAGAUAUUUUGCUACGAGUAAUCAUUUGUUCGUUUUCUUGGAUGACAAUCACAUUAGUUUAUUACGGACUCUCGUUAACUUCAGUGGAGUUGUCUGGGAACAAAUACUUGAACUUUAUGCUUGUAAACGUUGUAGAGGUACCAGCAUUUUUAACAUCGUGGUACUUCAUGGAACAAUUUUCAAGACGAUAUACUCAAGCAUUUUCAUUUUUCUUGAGUGGCAUAGGAUGUAUUAUGGUGAACUUAAUAUCUACGGAUUAUUUAUGGAUGCAAUUAUUGUUGUUCUUGAGUAGUAAAUAUGCAAUCACCAUGGCAUUUAACAAUAUGUACAUAUUUACCGCAGAAAUGUUCCCCACCGAAAUGCGUAUGUCUCUGAUCGGCAUAGUUUCCAUGUUUGGUCGAUUGGGUCUCUUAUUCGCUCCUCAGAUGACGUUGUUGGGUGCCUAUUUUGGACAAUACAUUCCAAUCUUAUUGUUCGGAAUCAUAUCAACAAUGGCCGGAGCAAUGUCUUUCUUGUUUCCGGAAACAAAAGAUCAAAAACUACCUGACACAGUAAAACAAGUUAAAUCGGUUGAAGAAGUAAAUUAAUUAAUAAUUCAUAUAAAACUAGGUAUUUUAAAUGGUUCAUAAA